AUACUCAAUACUCCUUAGGGUGACACGAGCCCGGUUCGACUUCCGACCUAGAGGUACAAGUUCGGAGCAGAUUUUGUACACUAUUUUGUGAGACGAGAUGAUUCGCCCACGAUACGAAGACUGACGUACAACUAUAAACGUGUACUUGUUCGUUGAUAAUUGGCAGAUACGAAAGGCGUAUAAGUCUAUGUAUUAAUAUCCAAUACAAGGAAGUAAUUGCCAUUUUGAAAGUUUAUAGUAUUACAGGAAUGGGUAUUUUAGACUCGAUACAAUGUCUACUGAUUGUAAAUUGUAUUAUUUUUGCCGAGGCAGGCUGCGAUGGAUUUCAAAAGUGUUGUGUUGGUUUUACGUGGAACGAGGAUCUCCAGAACUGUACAAAAUGUGACAUAGGAUAUACAGGAAGAUUUUGUGAAUUGAAAUGUCCACAUCCAACUUAUGGAGAAAUUUGUCAACAAAUAUGUGACUGUAAUAAAUCUCUUUGUAAUUUUGCAACAGGAUGUAAACUUGAAGAUCAUACAUUUUCAUCGACAGAGCUUUCUACACCAAUUACCACAGCAAUACCUCUUGUCAACUCAAAGAAUAUUUUAAACUUUACAACGUCCACUCUACCUAAGGUCAAUGCUACACAAGUUCAACACAUGACGGCGUUACGGUCAGUUUAUAACAGCGAUAAGGAAACUUUUUGGAUUCUAACACACCCAAUAGUCAUCUCUUUAUUUGUUUUCAACAUAUUUUUCGUGAUUAUUAUCCUUAUUUUUAUCGUCUUUAUUUCCCGGAGAUUGGGCCAUAGAUCUAGAUCAAGUGAAAUAUUAAGUGAGAAUGAUACUCAAGGAAAGAGUGUAAAGGAAGAAAUGACCAUGUGCCGUUCAUAUAAUCAGCAUGAUAGUUUGGCACCUCUUCUUCAAUCAACAGUUAUUGCGCACAUUUCAAAUUCUUCAACUGCUCUGAACAAUUUAAGGACACAGGAAAUUCCAAGAGGUCCCUCAGAAAAUGCUGAGUAUACAGACACCAAAUCUGUUUAUACAGAAAUGGCAUCAAUAUCUCUAACACAGAGAUAUGAAGAUGAAUCUCAGAUGGACCUUGGAAAUUUAAGGAGGCCGUGUCAAUCCGUGGACGACAAUGUGUACAUAAUGACAGAUACACUGACAGGAACAUUUACAGACACCUUGACAGACACAGAAAGAUUCGACAGUGAAACUGACACAAAAGAUUUUCGUCGAAAUUGUAUAUAAAAUCCUUUUUUAAAGAAAAUACUAGUAACUCAUAAAUAAUAUUAUCUUAUUUAAAAUAUUAUGUCAAUUAAUGUAAGUUACUUUAGUUCGAAUUAAACUUAUAUGUGUACGACAGUACUUAAAAGUGGACACGAAUA
This is a messenger RNA of Ostrea edulis (European flat oyster), 1369 nucleotides long. RefSeq names its product multiple epidermal growth factor-like domains protein 10. Bases 249 to 1232 code for a protein of 327 amino acids. The record is from RefSeq and is a predicted model, not a curated record. The transcript is spliced from 4 exons. NCBI's taxonomy places the organism in Eukaryota, Metazoa, Mollusca, Bivalvia, Ostreida, Ostreidae.